Molecule: messenger RNA, 2541 nt
Organism: Phlebotomus argentipes
Lineage: Eukaryota; Metazoa; Arthropoda; Insecta; Diptera; Psychodidae
Product: sialin-like
Exons: 6
Coding region: 517-1995 (492 amino acids)
Biological process (GO): transmembrane transport; monoatomic anion transport
Cellular component (GO): plasma membrane
Molecular function (GO): transmembrane transporter activity
Source: RefSeq, a predicted model, not a curated record
CGUGUAGGAGGAAGACAAGCCACUUAACAUUACUUGUUUUUGCAAUACCAGCAAAAUGAUUAUUUUCAUUUGUCAUGUAUGCAAAAGUGAAGUAUAUUUAAUGUAUAUUCAUGCUUGUAUGGUCAUUAACCGUAAAUAUUACUCAAAGAUUAUUGCUGAUUACUAUGUUAAGAGACUGAAACGUCUCUUUAUUGCUUUUCUAUAUGAUCUUUUUGGAAAUGACUUUUCAUACCACUUGGCUAUAAACCCCUUUUCGAUUCUCAUCAAUAAAUUGUUCACCUUUCGCACAUACAAAGCCGCCAAAACACAAACACACGACAAAAUACUUAACACAUUUCCAACAGUGAAAUUAAACAUUUACAACAGCAUUUACACCUGAAGUGCUGAGUUCUGUGAAUGAAAUUCCCCCAACUUGGAAUCAGUCGAUUCCCAUCGCUUAGCGUGUGAACAGCGCAAUUUCAUUUUAAGUUAGAAUCGUGAAUCUUACUGUGAAGCUUACGCAAGUGCGAAAAAGUCAUGAAGGGCGGGGAAAGUAAUAGAGUUGCCGAAAAUAUGACGAUAAGCAACAGCCAAUUGGGUCCUCCACGAGGGACUCAGUUGACGUGGAAAUUCUGGCAACAGAGACGCUACAUCUUGGUGGUGCUGGCGUUCCUUGGCUUCAUCAAUGCUUAUGCACUGAGAGUGAAUCUCAGUGUCGCGAUCGUGGCAAUGACCGAGCCGAGGAACGUGACUCUGGACGAUGGAACAGUGGUGGAGAAGGCGGAGUUCGACUGGGACUCGAAGCAGCAAGGCCUGGUCCUCAGCUCCUUCUUCUAUGGCUACAUCUGCACUCAGAUAUUGGGUGGCAUAAUCGCAUCGAAGAUCGGCGGCCACUAUGUUUUUGGGUUGGGAAUUGGGGUCACGGCCGUGAUGACGCUACUCACUCCGCUGGCAGCGAAAUUCAAUAUCUACGUACUCGUGGCGGUGCGGAUAAUUGAGGGGCUGUUUGAAGGAAUCACGUUUCCCUGCAUGCAUGCCAUUUUCAGCCGAUGGGCGCCAAUGUACGAGCGAUCGCGGAUGGCGAGCUUCGCCUUCUCGGGCAGCUACUUCGGCACGGUGGUUUCCCUGCCCUUGUCCAGUCUCUUGGCCGUCAACUGGGGCUGGGAGAGUGUCUUCUACUGCUUCGGAGCCUUGGGCUGUGCCUGGUGUGUCGCCUGGCUGGCAAUCAUCAAGCCUGGCCCUGAGACUGAUCCCUACAUCUCCGAGGCGGAGAAGACCUACAUCCUCAGCAGCAUUGGCUCCAAUGAGAAGCAGAAGAUCAAGCAUCCUUGGAAGGAUAUUGUCACUUCGACAGCAGUUUGGGCUAUCGUGGCAUCGCAUUUUGCCGAAAACUGGGGCUUUUACACCCUCAUGACGCAGCUUCCGGCGUUCCUCAUCGACACUCUUGGCUUCGAUUUGGGGGAGAGUGGCUUCCUCUCUGCUGUUCCUUACCUCGCAAUGACUUGCUUGCUGGCUGUUGGCGGUUAUCUGGCGGACUGGACGCAAGUCAAGGGAUAUCUAACGACUGGCCAGGUUCGGAGAUACUUCAACUGCGGAUCAUUCCUGGCCCAGACGACAUUCAUGAUGCUCGCAGCGUUUCUUCUCCAUCCAGUUUGGAGUGUUGUCUCCAUCACUUUGGCUGUUGGUUUGGGCGCCUUUGCGAUUUGUGGAUACAUGGUGAAUCCUCUGGAUCUGGCGCCAAAUCACGCCUCUGUGAUAUUCGGCUUGUCCAAUACCGUCGCGACGAUUCCAGGAAUCGUCAGUCCUCUUCUCACAGGCAUAAUCGUGACCAACAAAACCAACAGCGAAUGGCAGAUAGUCUUCUACAUUUCGGCCUCCAUUUAUCUGCUUGGCGCAUUUGUGUACUGGUUCUUGUGCCGCGGAGAACUUCAGCCAUGGGCACAGACUUUCCCAACAGACCAGCAAGUCCAGCCAUCAGCCGCGAGCGCGGGAAAAGAGGCAGAAAAGACGGUGUGAUAUCGUAAAUCAAGUGUGACACUAAUGAGGGAUCUUCAUUGACUUAUAGCUGAUAAGAGUUUAAUCUAUAAUUGGGCGAUUUGCCAAUUGACAUGCUUAUCAAACGUAAAGAGCCGCAGUGAGUCUAAAUAGUGCUGAGAUAAGCUGGUAAAAUCAAGAUUAAUUGUGAUGUGCCUAUUAACCCUUCAAUAAAUCUUGAUUAGUUCGGAAAAAAACUUGGUCUAUUUGAUCAUAUGAUUUACCAAUUGAUUGUUGUUUCGACGCUGAUAAGAAGCAAGGGAAAUAGUUUCAAAACAUUGUUAAGCAUUUAAUAUGCAGAUUGCCCUGCUAUAUUUAUCAUUCUAUAACCCUUAUCUUGACAUCUGACCUUUAGUGUUAUUCACGACAAAGUUAGAGAAUGACUAAGGAAAUUAUUCUUAAUAUCUAUUAAUUAAUGUAAGCACGAGGCGGUUUUGGAAGAAAUAUUUUGUGAUUUUUUAUUGGCUUUAAUAUUAGAAAAUUGAAAGGGUAAAAAUUUGUAAAGAUCGUACAAGAAAUACACAGAUU